This is a messenger RNA of Puccinia graminis f. sp. tritici CRL 75-36-700-3, 342 nucleotides long. RefSeq lists its product as uncharacterized. The transcript is spliced from 2 exons. NCBI's taxonomy places the organism in Eukaryota, Fungi, Basidiomycota, Pucciniomycetes, Pucciniales, Pucciniaceae. The record is from RefSeq and is a predicted model, not a curated record. Bases 1 to 342 code for a protein of 113 amino acids.
AUGUAUCUAGCCGAUCGCGCCUUGGUCCUGGAUUACCUGAUCAAGAAGAUCAUUCCUGAUCGGGAGUUGUUCAUGAGACCUUGGAUAGUGGACUACCAGGUCACAAGUGUUGUGAAACAGAUAUCAAACGAGAAGCAGAAGGGGAAAUCCGGUCUGCCGGAAACCUUCCGUCCACUUAACACUAAGGUCUCAAUUCAUGCAAUUGUCAUGCUUGAGCGGCAGCGGGACCUGUACUUGAAGAAUCGGGACCCACGCGGUGUGGAACUCCUAUCGUGCCAGGCGGUAGGCAGUUGGUUGAAGGGAUGGUGCUUUGAGGGCUGCCUUCAAGUGGGGUCCGGAUAA